Equus quagga is the source of this 632-nucleotide messenger RNA. Its product is annotated as granzyme B-like. The record is from RefSeq and is a predicted model, not a curated record. Gene Ontology annotation, biological process: proteolysis. Gene Ontology annotation, cellular component: intracellular membrane-bounded organelle; cytoplasm. Gene Ontology annotation, molecular function: serine-type endopeptidase activity. The transcript is spliced from 4 exons. The annotation marks the transcript as partial. Lineage: Eukaryota; Metazoa; Chordata; Mammalia; Perissodactyla; Equidae.
CAGCCUGGGUAACCUUCCUGGAAAGAUGCAGCCUCUCCUGCUCCUGCUGGCCUUUGUACUGUCCCCUGGGGCAGAGGCAGGGGAGAUCAUCGGGGGACAUGAGGUCAAGCCCCACUCCCGCCCCUACAUGGCAUUGGUUCACCCUCUGAAUGAAGAAAAGAGGAAGGGCUGCGGCGGUGUCCUCGUGCGACAGGACUUUGUUCUGACGGCUGCUCACUGCUGGAGAAGCUCACUCACGGUGACCCUGGGUGCCCACAACAUUAAGAAGCAGGAGAGGACCCAGCAGCUCAUCCCUGUGAAGAAAGCCAUCCGUCACCCACAUUAUAAUUCUAAGACCCUUGCCAACGACAUCAUGAUACUAAAGCUGACAGGAAAGGCUGAGCUGACUGCAGCUGUGCAGCCCCUCAGCCUGCACUGGGGCACAGCCCAGGUGAUGCCUGGAGAGGUGUGCAGUGUGGCCGGCUGGGGGAGAGUCGCCCCAAAUGGCACAGGGUCAGACACUCUGCAGGAGGUGGAGCUGACUGUGCAGCAGGACCGGGUGUGUGAAUCCUACUUUCGCAACUACAACAGUACCACUCAGCUGUGUGUGGGGGACCCGAAGGAAAAGAAGUCUUCCUAUAAGGUGAGACUGG